UCCGGGAGAAUAUAAUUUCCACGAUUGAGAAUUGAAUGGAGGAGAAAAAAGUUGUUUUGUUGCCCUCGCGGUGUCAAACUAUUGAGUAAUAGUGAAAGCCGGCUGGCAAAAAGUGCGCGGGCUAAUCUAAUGGGGCUAAAUGGGAUGACUUUAGGCGGGCAAUGGAGAGCAGAGAGAACUCUGGGAAGUGCAUCCACAUGAUGAUCAUGGGCAAAGUUCACAACUCCAUGUCUCACUCGAUUGCUGAGCAACCAAUUUCUCCAUUGGCUGGUGGCCAGAUAAAGCGACGCAACUCCGGACUGCCGAGGAUGGAGGCUGUGGCGAGAAUUGGGAGCAUUCCCAUUGUUGAGACGAGCCUCAAGACGGCCGAGACAGUGUAUUCGCGCAUCAAGAGGAGCAACACACUCUUCAACUGGUACUUCAGCACCGCCGAGGCCACGCUCUGGGCCGCCGUGGACUCCUUCAAGCCGGCUGUGAGACUGGUGGAGGGACCCCUGAAUAAGAUCGACAAUCUCAUGUGCAUGAGCCUCGAUAUUGUGGAACAGAGAGUGCCCAUCGUUUAUCUUCCACCCCAAGUGGUUUACUACAACACCAAAGAGUACAUGUCCGAUCACUUAGUGCGUCCUGUGCUGCGACGAGCCAAUUCGGUGAAGGAGUUCGGUCACUCCAUGAUGGACAGCAAGGUGUCCAAUUACGCGGCGGAUAGAAUUGACGGCGCCAUUCAUGCGGCGGACAAGUACGUGGAGCGCUUCCUUCCGGAACAGAAUGGCCAAGACGAAGUUGACUUGGAUAACAACAAGAAUGCGGAGGAUGACAGCAAGGAGAUCCACGUGAUCCAGACAAUUCAUCGCGGCCAGCGAUUCUCCAGGAAGCUGAAGCGUCGCCUGACCAAGAGGACAAUCAUGGAGGCGCGCGCGCUGAAGAAGCAGAGCGUCGAGGCGAUUCACAUUCUCGUGUAUGCGGCAGAGUUGAUUGUCACCGAUCCCAAGCAGGCGGUGCAGCGCGCCAAGGAACUCUGGGCGUACCUGAGUGAGAACGAGCCGGAGAAUCAGGCGCGCCCGGAGACGCUGGAGCAGGUGCUGGUGCUGAUUACGCGCGAGACAGCACGUCGCAUUGUGCAUUUUAUCAACUUCACCGUGAACACGGUGAACAAGCUGCCCAAGACGGCCAAAUCGAAGGCCACGGACAUGAUUCAUCACUUUAUCUACAUCACGGACUCGCUCAUCCGCAUGGCGCGCCUGGAGAAGGUGAAGGUGAGACUGGUGAGGGGCGCCGAGGGGAUGUACAAGAGGGUGCACAGUGUCUAUGACGCCAUCCAGCGCUAUGCCACGAAUGCUCUGGAGCGUCUGGCCAUUUUCCUCUCUGGACGCCUCGAGGCGGAGAAGAUCACUUCGAGUCCGCGACGCCGAAUCCAGGCGGGCAGCAAUAAUAAUCAAAUGCAUAACAACAUCAAUGGAGUCUAUUAGCGCCGCGACCACGGCGCUCCUCCUCUAUUCCCUUCUACUACUAACCUUCCUCCAUCUGCAAUGGCACUUCGCCAAGGUGACCAUCGUCGCUGUGUGACUAACAAGCCACUCUUUU
This is a messenger RNA of Phlebotomus argentipes, 1581 nucleotides long. It is a transcript of the gene Lsd-1, whose product is annotated as lipid storage droplets surface-binding protein 1. The coding region runs from base 162 to 1466 and encodes 434 amino acids. Gene Ontology annotation, cellular component: cytosol; lipid droplet. Gene Ontology annotation, biological process: positive regulation of triglyceride storage; lipid storage. The transcript is spliced from 5 exons. Lineage: Eukaryota; Metazoa; Arthropoda; Insecta; Diptera; Psychodidae. The record is from RefSeq and is a predicted model, not a curated record.